Messenger RNA from Daucus carota subsp. sativus, 1682 nucleotides. RefSeq names its product alkane hydroxylase MAH1-like. Gene Ontology annotation, molecular function: iron ion binding; monooxygenase activity; heme binding. The transcript has a single exon. The coding region runs from base 25 to 1563 and encodes 512 amino acids. The record is from RefSeq and is a predicted model, not a curated record. NCBI's taxonomy places the organism in Eukaryota, Viridiplantae, Streptophyta, Magnoliopsida, Apiales, Apiaceae.
AUUUUCAGCAAACUUUUUGUAACAAUGGAAGUACUAGGCCUUGGGUUAUUUGAAUUUGCUAUUGCAGUUUUAAGCUUUUACUGCAUCAGAAAGCUUCGCCACGACGAUGGUCUCCCAUGGAACUGGUCCUUAGUCGGAAUGAUCCCAUGGCUCAUAAAUACCUCUAUUCGUCAGGAUCGUCAUGACAUAGGUGCAGCAGAUCUUGCUCGAGCAGGCGGCACUUUUCUGCUCAAAGGGCCUUGGUUUGCUAACGCCGACAUGUUGUUCACAGCUGAUCCUGCCAAUGUGCGCUAUAUUCUCAACCAAAAGUAUGAAAAUUUUCAGAAAGGGUCCGAAUUCAAGGUCAUUUUCGAUGUUCUAGGAGAUGGGAUUUUCAAUGCUGAGGACCAUCUGUGGAGGAAACAGAGGAGACAUGCUCAAGUCCUUUUUAAUCAUCAUCAGUUCCGCCGAUUCUUGAUGAGAACAAGCCAGGAGAAGAUCGAAAAUGGUCUGUUAAAGAUUAUAGAUCAUGUCUCCAAGAAGGGCCUAGUUGUGGACAUGCAAGAUGUGUUCCAGAGACUCAGUUUUGAUACUACUUGCAUGUUUGUCACGGGCUAUGAUCCGAUGAGCCUCUCCGUUGAAUUCCCAGAUGUUCCGUUUUCUAAAGCGUUGGAUGAUGUUGAAGAAGUGAUAUUCACUCGGCAUGUCAUUCCUCAGUACUUAUGGAAGUUGCUGAGAUGGAUGAAUAUAGGAUGUGAGCGGAAAAUGAAGGAGGCUCAUAAGGCUCUGGACCGAAUCAUGUACACUUAUAUAUCGAGAAAACGAAUUGAGCUAAGAAGCAGGGAAGUCAAAUGCCGUGAGAAAAAAGAUGAAGAAGGGGUUGAUCUUCUAACAUUGUAUUUAACAGAGGAGGAUAAGUCACUGGAGUUAAAAAAUGACGACAAGUUUGCAAGAGAUAUCAUACUAAAUCACAUGCUUGCGGGGAGGGACACGACUAGCUCAGCUCUCACUUGGUUUCUUUGGCUUGUCAUAACACACCCGGAAGUAGAAGCAAAGAUCCGAGAUGAACUAAAAGCAAUCCUGCCGCAUGAAGAAGCCCAAACAAGGCGUCUUUUCAGCGAGGCAGAGCUGAGUGGCCUGUCUUAUUUGCACGCUGCAAUUUCCGAGGCUUUGAGGUUGUACCCUCCAGUUCCAUUCCAGCACAAGGAAGCCACUAAGGCCGACAUUCUCCCCACAGGCCACCAGGUCCAUCCAGAAUUGAGAGUGAUGAUACCCCUGUAUUCGAUGGCAAGGAUGGCGCAUGUGUGGGGAAAAGACUGCUGGGAGUUCAAACCGGAGAGAUGGAUUUGUGAUGAUGGAAGAACAAAACAUGUACCUCCUUAUAAGUUUGUGUCAUUUAAUGCAGGGCCUAGGACCUGCCUGGGGAAAAAUAUGGCCUAUUCGCAAAUGAAACUGGCUGCGGCUGCAUUAAUCCAUAAUUACAGUUUCCGGUUGGUGGAAGGACAUGUAGUGACUCCCACUCUCUCCAUGAUCUUGUAUAUGAAACAUGGCUUGAAGGUCACUGUUCAGAACAGAUGGUCCUAAGUUUUUCAAUUAAAACCCAAGUGUCACUAAUAGUUCUGCCUCAAGGAUUGAUUAUAAGCUAUAUCUAUAAUAAAAGUUCGAAAGAAGCCCUUGGCAUAUGUGUACUAAGCAAAUUUGAG